Molecule: messenger RNA, 5475 nt
Organism: Microcebus murinus (gray mouse lemur)
Lineage: Eukaryota; Metazoa; Chordata; Mammalia; Primates; Cheirogaleidae
Source: RefSeq, a predicted model, not a curated record
GAGCAUCAAUGUGUGCUCAGUGGCCGGGGUGGCCACGCGGGAGCUGCAGCAGGGGCCCUUUUCCUAGGCAUUGGGUAGGGCUGUGUGCUACAUGUCCCCACGGGGGGAGGUGGGGGCUCCAGGGUGUGUGUGUGUGAAUGAGUGUGUGUGCCUCUCUUCCUGGGUCAGGGCUGGGGAAGUUCGGGUAAAGGACUCUCCCUGCAGCAGGCCUCUCCUCCCACCCUUAGCCCCACACCCAGCUGGCCCUGAAUGGGCUCCGAGGGGCCUCUCACCUCCUCCUCCGCCCUCGGUCCCUUUUAUGUCACCCCGUUCCCACCCUGGCCCUGGCUGGCCGCCUCCAUGCCUCAGGGCCCACUAUACAGGCCCCUGCAGAGCUGUCUCCUCUUCCCUGGGCCCGUGCUCCCUGGCCCCAGGGUCCCCUUCCUGUGCUGAGCAGGCUGAGCCCUGUGUGAGCCCAGCCUCGUCCCACACCCUGGCCCAGCUUUUGCCGUGGCAUCCAUCAGGGCCAAGGGGGACGUGUGAAGAAGACAGAAGUGGGGGAACUGGGGGGCUCCCAGCUCCUUGGAGGGAGGCUGCCCGCUGGACCUUUGGCACUGGAUGAGCCAAUAAACCACACUCUGGCACCUCAUCUGUUUUGGCCUCUGUGCUUUGUUCUUGCCCCACCCAGCCGGUCACAGGCGGGAAGGACCUCAAGUGAGAAGCAGGGCCCAGCUAUGGGGUAGUAGCUCUGAUCCCCAGGGGAGAGAUGGGCUUGGGUUCCUUCAGUCUGGGAAAAUGGUUUCGAGGGGCCUAAGAGGGGCCAGGACUUAAGGCCCAGGGGCCCCGACUCCCAAGAAUUGUCCCUCAGGAUGCCAUCCCAAACCCCAGGGGACCUUCUGGCCCACAGAAAGUGCCAGGUGUAUAUUCUGCGGACAAAGACCCCAGGGGAGAGAGGAUGGGCUGUGGGACUGCCGUGCAGGGCUCAGGGAUUGGUUGGCGGCCACAGUGCCUAGAAAAGCCAAAAAAUGCUGGUGGCAGGCGGGGUUCAACCAGAGACCCUGAAAGGGUUGAGGACAGAGGCAGAGAGAUGGGAAAGCCAAGACGGGCUGGGAAGGAACCAGCCCGUGCAUCCUGGGGACAGGGAACCAAGGGCUGGGGCCAGAGAGGCACACCAGUGUGGCAGUGGGGAAGCACAGCGCCAAGGCCUGAGCCGCUGGGCAAGGUUAGAGGAGAGGUGGAGGGAGGACAGCGGUCUGAGCCUGGGGCUGUGCAGCUAAAGCUACCAGGGCCAAGGAGCACAAGUGGCUGGGAGGGAACAGAGGGCAGAAGAGCAGGGGGCAGCACAGGAGGAGAGAUUGACAGAGGAAGAGAACAGAGAGGGAGGGGGAGAGGGAGCAGAGAAAUAGCAGCUCAGCCUCAUGGAAGGAAAGUAGAGGAAGCAGAGCAUGGGGUGGGUAGUAGGGUGAGUAGGAACUAGACCCAGGCUCUGGACCCCUGCACAAAGCUUUCCUCUUCCUUCCCUGGCGUCACGGCAUAUCCACCUGCCACACAAGCCAAGCUAGUUAGCCAAGAACCUCCUGGACUGAGGUGAUAGUGAGGGUAGGAUGUGACGUGUCCCUUCUGUCUCUCCUAGAAUCCUCCACUCGACCAGCCCUCUGAAGGUCAUUCCUUUCACCAUCAGCCUCUGAGCAAUUUGGCCACUGAAUUCUUAAGUUACCAGGGUAGAUAGAAUUCAGUGGCCAGACUCAUUCUAGAAAGAUCCCCAGGCUGGGCAUGGUGGUUCACAUCUGUAAUCCUAGCACUCUCGGAGGCCGAGGAUUGCUUGAGGUACCUGCUCGCACCCACAGUGACUGGUGGCUAAGGAGGGCACUGCUGGUUCUACAAUGCCAGGCUCUCCAUGGACGACAUCUGUGCUUCCUUAUACCGACAGGGACAUGCUCAGAUUUCCACACUCAUUGGUCUGUUGCCAUGGAAACAUUCAGGUUUCUAGAACUCUGGGCACAGGGCCUGCCCCCCAUGGUGCAGAGAAGGACAGGAGAGAUGAAGGGUGAUAAAAGGAAUGGGUGGAAGGGCUCCUGGGAAGAGGCUGGCUGGUGGGACAUGUCUGGGCUUGGUGACCCCUUGCUGUCUCCUUGUUCCCCUCAUUCCACCUCCCUCUCCCCUCUGCCUCCGCACAUCUCUCCCGGCCAGGGGGCUGGAAAGAGAUGUGAGCUAUGAGGAGGGUGCUAGGUCACUGCCUGCGUCCUCAGGGGGCUUUGAGAGGUAUUAGCUUUGGGUUGGGGGCUGGGGCUGCGAUCUAGCGCUGUGUGUCAUGCCCAGGCCUCCUUGGGAACACGGGGCAGUCCCCCAGGCCUGAGGUCCCUGGCUAUAGUGGCCUCAGGGCUCGAGCUACUUGAGCUCUUUCUCCUCCCCUUCUUGUCAGUGCCUCAUACCCAGAGAACCUGCUUUAAAUGGGAUUUCCAGGCCGUGACGUCAGAGGAAAGCAAGCCACAGUCCUUCCAGCCUGCGCCGGCCCUCCCUUGAUGGGCAGGGCUCAGCCCAGCUUUGCUCAGCCUGGAAGGAGGCAGGGCGGGCGGAGGAGGGAGGGGCCUUGGGGGCUGCCCGGGGCCAUGGUCCCCAGAUCUGUGGCAUCCAGGAUGAUAGGGAGAGGCUGCUUCCAGACCAAAAGCCCCUGCUGGCUCCCCCACUACCUUAAAUUUCAUCCAGUACGUGAUCAUCUCCCUCCCAAAUGGCCCAGUUCUUCCCUCUCUGAGCUGCAUCAGGUCUGUCUGGAGGAGGAGGGCGCCCCAAGUCCUUCAAGCCAGGCAGCGGCCUCCGUGCGGUCCGCCGGAGCGCGCGUUCCCCAGCGAGGCGGAGGCGGCCGGGCGGGAGCGAGCCUGCAACCUGGACAAGGCCCACGAGGUGGCGCAGCUGCCUCCCAGUGCGCACUCCCCGCCCGCCGGACGGCCUCGCGCGGCCCAUCUGCUCCAGGUGCAGCGAGCAGAGCGCCUUAUGCUCGGCUCCCUGAGCUGAGGUUCACGAAGAAAGCACCCUCGCGUGUGGACAGGACAGCGCGGACGCUCCAGCAGUCUCGUCCUAAGCCCGGCUCGUGCGCACGCCCUGCCCCUCCCACAGCAGGGGGUCAGACCCAGAAGGCGCCCCCCUGGGUGAGGAUCGGGCACCCUGCCGAGCAGGGAGGUUGCCAGGCUGGCCCAAGGAGGGCCCUGCCCCUGCCGCCGCCCAAGGGAACCCGACCUGGGAGACAGGCUGCUGGAGCUGAUUUCAGGGUCAGGAGGGGAGCAUGGGGUAGGGAACUGGGGAGGAGGAGGCUGCGUCUAGGGAGGGAAGCUCCCACAGCUACAGUAUUGCGUGGACAUGGUCUCCCUGAUGGCCUCAGUGGCAGUCCCAGGCCUGCUCCAGUGUCCCUGCCGCCUGCCCCUUCCCUUAUUUUCAUCUAGGGUACUGUGGUUGAAAGGGAACCCCAAACUCUGAAACCCCAGUGUUCUUGCAGGGGCAGAGGGUGGUGCUCCUCAAUGACCCACCUUUCCCCGACCUCUUUCCCAAGCUGACCCCACCAGCCCUGCCUCCCCCAUGAACUGCCCUCUUCUUUUGUCCCAGCCAGAUGAGUGAUCAAUAAAUAAUGCUGCUUGAAAUAUUGAUGAAUCGUGAUUCAGUUCCAUCAACUAAGAAGAGGAAAGGUCCCUCAGAGAUCAACUUAGCCAGCCCCCCAGGAAGGAUGGAAUAAUCUAAACCAAGACGCGACUGAGAUCCCAUUUCCUCAGCUCCAGGUGCACCCUGGGCCUGUCAGGCAGGUCCAGCUUUCUGCGUGCCAGCUCAGAACGAGACUGCAACCUCCUCGCCUCCACCUGGACGGUUUGCAGCCUGAGCAAAGACUCGCAAGCUCCCAGACUUCUCGGGCCCAGAUCACUCUCAUCUGGUUCUGUUCUCCUGGAAGAAGGGGAGGAGGGGGAAGGAGGAGGAGGUGGAGAGUAAGAGGCAGUGGAAGCUCUUUAGCCCUCUGGAGCCCAACUCAGCCAGUUCCAGCUCCCUGCCUUGCAGAAACUAUGCCCACUCCAAUCUCUGCAUGAGCAAUUCCCUCUGCCCAAAGCACCCUUGUUCUCCCGCUUUGUCAGGUCAGCUCCUGCAUGUGCUUCCAGUCUUGGCUCAGGCACCCCCAAGCUAUCAGAAGCCCCCUCCUCCAGGCCUCUGCCACACUUGUCCCUCCCCCAACGGCACACAUCGCCCUGUUGGAUCACGGCCUCUUUCCAGGUCUAUUUUCCCGCCAGACUGAAGGUCGGCAUAGGCCUGGGUCCAGCUGGUUCACCACUGUUUGCCUGGAACACAGUAGCACUUGACACACGUCUGUGGGAUGUUUGAACAAUGCCCCUGCAGCACCCCCUUCCACUCCUGAGACCACCGCAACCUUCACACCUCAGUGUCUUCCUGCGGGGUGUCUGCCUGCGCCUGAGGACGGGGUCUGAGCUGAACAGGAGCUGCCCAGAUCAGCUGCCCUGGGCGGGCCCUGCUUGCCCCAGCUUGUGCCCACGCUCCUGCUCGCUCCCUCUGCUUUUCCCUCUCUCACACAGAUGGGAGUCAGCUUUCCAGCCACAUUCAGUUCUCACUUUAAUUCAAAUGCUAAAUUGGGAAGAAGAGCAGCUUCACACUCCCAAUUUAGCCUGGGAGAGAAAAAGUGAGACAGCCUGGAUGUUGCCAGGGAGAGGAGAAAGAGAAAGUUGGGUCUGGGGUUGGAGGGUGGUGGCAGACCCAGAGCCCAAGGGAAGACAAAGAAACCACCACCACCGGCUCCUAAAAAUAGCCCACCCAGAGCUGUGCCCCCAGGGUGAUCUCUUUUCUAUACAGGGCAGCCAUUCCAGGCUCAGUCUGGGGUGGGGGCGUGAUGGGGUGGGGUAGCAGAGUAGUCUCUGUCUAUUAAAACUUUCCAGAGAGGAAACUGCCACUGCUCCGGUCUCUGGUAGCAGGAGACCAUGAGGUUCUUCCUAAAUCUGACUUUAACCCUCCUUGCAGUGGCCGCAGGUAACUCCCUCGGGGUGAGGAUUAGAAGACUGAGCCCGCUAACGCUUGCACACCAAUGUUCACAGCAUUAUCCUCAAUAGCCAAGAAGUGGGAACCCACUCUUUGUCCAUCAACAGAUGAAUGGCUGAACAAAAUGUGAUAGAUAUGUACAAAUGGAAUACUAUUCAGCCUCAAAAAAAGAAUAAAAGUCUGACCCGUGCUACAACAUGAAGGAACCUUGAAGACUUUAUGCUAAGUGAAAUAAUUCAGACACAAAAGGACAAAUAUUGUAUGGUUGUACUUAUAUGAGAUACCUAGGGUAGUCAAAUUCAUAGAGGAAGGAACCAAAAUAGAGGUUAGCAGGGUUUGGGGGGAGGCAGGAACAGGGAAUUAGCAUUUAAUAGGUACAGAGUUUCUGCUUGGAGUGAUUAAAGAGUUCUGAAAAUGGAUAGCGGCGAUAGCUGUACAACAGUGUGAAUAUACUUAAUGCCACCGAAUUGUACA